Molecule: messenger RNA, 1011 nt
Organism: Salvelinus namaycush (lake trout)
Lineage: Eukaryota; Metazoa; Chordata; Actinopteri; Salmoniformes; Salmonidae
Product: pollen-specific leucine-rich repeat extensin-like protein 1
Exons: 5
Coding region: 193-1011 (272 amino acids)
Source: RefSeq, a predicted model, not a curated record
AUGAAAAAUCAACUGGCUAGCUACAUCGAGUGUAGUUUUAGGAAAGUGCCACCCUCCCCCUAAAUAUUUAUUAUAUUUUAUAAGCAACAAACAUUACUGUCUGAUAAUAGUUCAUAUUCGUGUUUACUGUAUAGCCACGAGAGGUUAGUACAAUCCUAAAAGAGCGAGGAUGUUGGUCCCCGCGGGAAGAUAAUGAAGCGGUUGCGCGUUUUGUUGGCGUGCCUCAUCCUGUGGUGGUACCCCAGUCGUAAUGUGUGUUGUUCAGAGCACAGCUCGUCAGCUCCAGGUGUGUCUAGUGGCGAAAGCAGCCUCCCAGAGCAUCAUCAUGAGCAGUACCACAGGACUGACCACAAGGAGGAGGAGUCGUCGAGGACACACACACACACCUACGACGUGGAACUGGAGACAAAGAGGGCUACACUAGAGGAGCCCAACACACACAACACUGAACAGACUGUGAAUCAGGAGGAGCCGGUGGUGGUCUGGUCUGCCCCAGAACCACACCUGGAUCCUGAACCCCCCGCUGCUGCUGCUGAGCCUCACUCACACAACACACACAUCCACACAGACCCAGAGCCCGAUACACAACCCACUCCCCUCCAGAACCAGGCACCUGCACCCUCAUCCCCCUCCACCCCACCGCUCAGCGACGACCCAACCCAGGGACAGGCCUCCACAGACCACACAGGCCCAGUCGAGACCCCCAGAGAUGCACCGGCAGACCCCAGCCCAGCCCCCUCUACAGAAGACCCCCAACACACACCUACCUCUUACAUCCCUGCCCCAGCCCCAUCCAGUUCAAUAGUUGCCAGAUCUGAUCCCGCGGUAGAGGAUUCCCCUGUAGAAGUUGCCAGUGCUGAAGCCGAUCCCUCUUUAGAGGUUGCCAGUGCUGGAUCUAAUUCCUCUCUAGAGGGCAAUGUUUUCGCUGAUUUCUCUGGCUCUCAGUGUGGGAUGAUUCCCCACAACCUGGCAACCCAAACCCCUCCUUUUGGCAGCCCGCCCACGAGGUGA